Molecule: messenger RNA, 888 nt
Organism: Pyrenophora tritici-repentis Pt-1C-BFP
Lineage: Eukaryota; Fungi; Ascomycota; Dothideomycetes; Pleosporales; Pleosporaceae
Source: RefSeq, a predicted model, not a curated record
AUGGUAGCAUUCGCUGUCGGGGGUCUGCUAGGUGACACGCUUUUCCAUCUGCUACCAGAGAUCUUCUUGGGCGAGGACGAACACGAUUCGGUCAAAUUUGUUAUGGUGGAGCCCAACAAGAAUCUAUUGCUAGGCGUGGCCAUCAUGGUGGGCUUUGUCACGUUUGUGGCCAUGGACAAGGGGUUGCGCAUUGCGACUGGAGGCCAAGGCGGCCACGAUCACUCCCAUGGACAUUCGCACGAGAAGGUCGAAGCAACUGCGAAGGCGACAGGCAUCGGCACAAAGGACUCGAAAGAUACGCUUCGCGCCAGGAAGUCUGGUGCAAACGCUACAUCGGCCACCGCAGACGCACCAACCGAGAAGGAGAUCAACGCCAGCGUUAAACUUGGUGGCUACCUCAACCUUAUCGCCGACUUCACUCACAACAUCACCGACGGGCUCGCGCUCAGUUCUUCCUUUUACGCCUCACCCACAAUCGGAGCUACAACUACUGUGGCUGUGUUCUUUCACGAAAUCCCUCACGAGGUGGGCGAUUUUGCUCUCCUAAUACAGUCGGGCUUUAGUAAGCGCGCAGCUAUGGGCGCGCAAUUUGUCACAGCUGUCGGCGCUUUUCUAGGCACAUGCAUUGGCAUCGCUAUCCAAGAAUUCGGCGGAAACUCCGCGUCAGCCGGCGCCCACGGCCCUGGAAUUAUGGGUACCAGUCUGCAAUGGGGUGACAUGUUGCUCCCAUUCACCGCUGGCACGUUUCUGUAUGUCGGAACAGUUGCUGUCAUACCAGAACUACUUGAGACCGGCCCGAACAAGGGUCAAGAACUGAGAAAGACCCUGAUGCAGUUCAGCGCCAUGUUCACUGGUGCCGGCAUCAUGUUGUAUAUCUCAUGGCACUGA